AUGGACGCUUCCAAAGAGGUCAUCACCUCCUACGAGGAGAUGGAUGUGCACGAGAAGGCCGCCUUCGACGAGGUCAUUCGUCCCGCCGAUAGCUAUACCGCCGAUGGUACUUACUGGGCGGAUCUUCCGAUCAGCCAGCGAGUCAGCUUCUGUCUGGAGCAGGACCGAACUGAGGCACGCAAGGAGAUGUCUUGGCUCUGGGAGAUGUUCAAGAACGACCCGCUUUCUCCGAUUAGCUACUACUUCAAGAACUGUGUUCUUCCAGGUGCUGGUCUGGGUCUUGAGGGUUACGUGCUGUUUUCCAUCUCAAACAACACCUCUCUCUUCGAUGUUUCCUUCAAAGAUUGCUGGAAGGGUGAAACUUGCGACAAGAACUGGAUUGCUGCGGUCAACUACAUGGAGGUCGCUGGUAUCAUGGUCGGUCAGAUUCUUGUUGGUUUCUUGGGUGACUGGAUUGGUCGUCGCUGGGGUUUGAUCCAGGAUGCCGGUAUCAUGUUCGUCGGUCUUCUUAUGCUCACCUCCGCCUGGGGUCUCACCGAGAACGGCUGGGUGAUCUGCUACGCUUGGUCUUUGUUCUUCUAUUCCAUUGGUGUCGGUGGUGAAUACCCCAUGACAGCGACCAUUGGUAUGGAGAACGGUGUUGGUUCGGGCAAGGUGACCACCUCUCAGGAUCGUCUGCACCGUGGUCGCUCCGUUGUCAGCGCCUUCCUUAUGCAGGGUUGGGGCCAGUUCGCCAACCAGGCCAUCCUGAUUCUCUUGUUGCUGAUCUUCCAUUCUGGUUCCGGCGAGCCUCCAAUCUCCGCGACCACCACUCAGUGGACGUACCGCGUUUCGUUCGCUAUUCCCGCAGUUGGCACUGCCUGGCUUAUUUACUACCGUGCCUAUCACAUGAAGGCUGCUAGCAAGCAGCUUAUCGCUCAAAAGAAGAAGGCCUCUGUUACUGGUUAUGAUAUGCAGUCAUUGCGUCUGACCUUCAAGCACUUUACCCCUCGUCUCAUUGCCACUGCUGGUGGCUGGUUUGCCAACGACGUUUUCUUCUAUGGCAACAAGCUAUUCCAGAGCAAGUUCAUCAAGGUUAUCAGCCCUAACUCCACCUCCGUCACCACUAACUGGCUCUGGAACUUGGCCAACAUCGGCGUCGAGCUUGCUGGAUACUACUGUGCUGCCUGGUUUGUCGAUACGAAGCUUUACGGCCGCAAGUGGAUGCAGAUCGUCGGUUUCAUGAUGUGCUUCAUCCUCUUCGUGGUCCCUGCCUUCAAGUUCGAUUACUACCAGGAGCCUGCCCAUAUCCACUCUUUCCAGGCGAUGUACUAUCUGAGCUCGUUCUUCAACCAGUUCGGCCCCAACUGUAUCACUUUCCUCGUUGCCGCUGAGGUCUUCCCGACCCCGAUCCGUGGCACUGCUCAUGGUAUCUCCGCUGCCGCCGGCAAGCUGGGUGCCUUGAUCAUUGCUAUCGUUGGUUCAUACACCGACACCCAGCAGCAGUUCUACAUUGUUCCUUGGUUCGGUCUGGCCGGUACUCUUCUCACUUGGCUCUUCCUUCCCGAUACCACCGGUCUUGAUCUCCGCGAGCAGGAGCGCCGUUGGAGGUUCAUUCGCGAGGGCCGCGAGCAAGACUACCACGGCCCUGCCGUUCACCAGAAGCAUCUCUCUGUCUGGGAGCGUUGGACUGGAAAGGGCAAAUACUACGAUGCCAAGCUUGACUACCAGAUGAAGGUCGAGGAGUUCCGCGCUGAGUGGGAGUCUGCUGUUGCCACUCGUGGCGAGGAGAAGGAUGCUAUGUUCGAUGCUGACGAUAUUGAUGAGAACAUCCUCCACGGGUCCAUGCACAACUACUUCGAGCGGACCAGCCCUGAGAUCCGUGGCAUGAAGAAGGAUAUCCAGGAGCCUGUUGCCCUGCCUUCUGCCGCUGGUAUGGACCAGCAGGUUUUGGACCAGGAAAAGUAA
Molecule: messenger RNA, 1947 nt
Organism: Penicillium macrosclerotiorum
Lineage: Eukaryota; Fungi; Ascomycota; Eurotiomycetes; Eurotiales; Aspergillaceae
Exons: 3
Coding region: 1-1947 (648 amino acids)
Biological process (GO): transmembrane transport
Cellular component (GO): membrane
Molecular function (GO): transmembrane transporter activity
Source: RefSeq, a predicted model, not a curated record